AUGCCUCCUAAGAAGCGUCAAGUUGAGGCCGAGAGCGACAAGCCUCGCCCGAAAAAGUUCAAGCCAGCUACACAGAGUGCGGCAAAUGGUGGUCUCGUGAAGGGAACCGACUCAGAAGGCAAUACCUACUGGGAGAUCGGGCACAACCGGAGAGUUGGGGUAUCUAAGUUCAAGGGCACUACUCUCAUAAACAUUCGCGAGUACUUCACUGCCCCCGAUGGUGAGAUGCGCCCUGGCAAAAAGGGCAUCUCCCUAACACUGGAUCAGUACAAAGCCCUGCUCGGGGCUAUCCCGGAGUUGAAUGACGAGCUCCGUUCUCAAGGUCACGCCGUCGACGAUCCGUCGGCUGGAGAGACCAGUGGCAACGCCGUGAAGUCAGAGAAAAAACCAAAGAAGUCGAACAUCGAGGCAACCAGCGAAGAGGAAGAUGACGGGGACGACGGAGUCAAAGAGGAAGAUGAAGAGGCUGAUUAG
Thermochaetoides thermophila DSM 1495 is the source of this 474-nucleotide messenger RNA. Its product is annotated as RNA polymerase II transcriptional coactivator-like protein. The transcript is spliced from 3 exons. NCBI's taxonomy places the organism in Eukaryota, Fungi, Ascomycota, Sordariomycetes, Sordariales, Chaetomiaceae. Bases 1 to 474 code for a protein of 157 amino acids. Gene Ontology annotation, molecular function: DNA binding; transcription coactivator activity. The record is from RefSeq and is a predicted model, not a curated record. Gene Ontology annotation, biological process: positive regulation of transcription initiation by RNA polymerase II. Gene Ontology annotation, cellular component: nucleus; transcription regulator complex.